Molecule: messenger RNA, 2830 nt
Organism: Thlaspi arvense
Lineage: Eukaryota; Viridiplantae; Streptophyta; Magnoliopsida; Brassicales; Brassicaceae
Source: the annotation of a GenBank genome assembly
GUGAAAUGAAAAAGUGUGGUAUGAUGGGACACGCGGCUCUUUGAUGGCUGUCUUCCGCCGCGUGUAUUGCAAGAGUGUGCGCCGUGGCGGUGGCUGCUUCUGCAUAACUAGAAGGGUUCAUUAGUAGGAGAAGAGAGAAGAGAGAAGACAAAACAAAUAUACAGUACUACGGAAUAAAUGGCGCAUGCCACGUUUACGCCGGAAGGGCAGAAGACGGAGUCGUUUCGGCUCUUGAGCGGCCACAAAAUCCCAGCCGUUGGAUUGGGCACCUGGCGGUCUGGCUCUCAAGCCACCCACGCCGUUUUCACUGCGCUCGUCGAGGGUGGUUAUAGGCACAUAGAUACAGCUUGGGAGUAUGGAGAUCAGAAAGAGGUGGGUGAAGGGAUGAAGAGGGCGAUGCACGCUGGUAUUGAGAGGAGGGACCUCUUCGUGACCUCCAAGCUUUGGUGCACGGAGUUAUCUCCCCAGAGAGUGCGCCCUGCUCUGCAGAAUACCCUUCAAGAGCUUCAGUUAGAUUACCUUGAUCUCUACCUGAUCCACUGGCCUUUCCGGCUAAGGGAAGGAGCCAGUAAGCCACCAAAGGCUGGGGAUGUCCUUGAGUUUGACAUGGAAGGUGUUUGGAGAGAGAUGGAGAAGCUUGCUAAGGACAAUCUCGUCAGGAACAUCGGCGUUUGUAACUUCACCAUCACUAAGCUCAAUAAGCUGCUAGGCUUGGCUGAGUUGGUCCCUUCCGUUUGUCAGAUGGAAAUGCAUCCUGGUUGGAGAAACGAUCAAAUGCUCCAACUCUGCAACAAGAAUGGUAUCCAUGUUACAGCCUACUCGCCACUGGGAUCGCAAGAAGGCGGGAGAGAUCUGAUACACGAUCAGACGGUGGAUAGGAUAGCCAAGAAGCUGAACAAGACCCCUGGACAGGUGCUAGUGAAGUGGGGUAUACAGAGAGGUACGAGUGUCAUCCCCAAGUCGUUGAAUCCAGACAGGAUCAAAGAGAACAUCAAAGUCUUUGACUGGGUCAUCCCUGAACAAGACUUCCAAGCUCUCAGCAGCAUCGCUGACCAGAGACGAGUGAUGGACGGUGAGGAUAUUUUUGUCAACGAGACCGAAGGUCCAUUCCGUAGCGUGGCUGAUCUAUGGGGCCAUGAAGACUAAUCGAGUGAUAUCAAAAAUAAAGGCAUAUGUACUAUAUUGUAAAAAUAAAAAAACAAUGUAUAGUUUCUAAAAUAAAGAAAGGAGCUAAAACUAGGAAAACAUUAUGCCAUAAAACGCUCGUCGACGACGGAGGAGAGCUGCUGUUGGACGGCCAAAACUGAUGCAGAGAGCUGGAGAUCUCUGGAGACGAGCAGAUCUCCCAUCUCUCCAAGCUCCUCCUUCUCACUCCAUACCGACAAUCCUUGAAGCAUUUCGAAGCUGGCUUCGUGUCUGAUUCCAACCAUUAUUAGAUCGCAACUGUUCCCUUCUUUCCUCAGUAGGCUCACCAAAUCACUCGCUUCCUUUAUUUUUACCUAACAACAAUGCCAAAGAAAAAUCUUGAACGGACGAAUCUAGGAAAAAUCUACUUUCCGAAUUAUUUAUUAAAAAAUGGUUAUACCUCUCGUAAGGAGACGUUGUGUUUGUUGAAGGUGUCUUGACGGAACUUUUCGAUGGCUUUGAAAUCGAGCCUUCUCUCUAUGACGUGGUUCAGCUGCGACACGUUUUCGCUGUCAACGAGUUUCAGAACGUUUAGAUCUACGCGCGGGUGGUUGGUCAGCCUAACCGCAAACGCCAAUGUCUCCCGGUCGUCCGCUCCACCGAGGAAUAUCGCGCAGAGGUUGAUUCUCACGGACCCCUUCUCCAUCGUCGUUCCCACGUUUUUGAAAUCUGGGAGCCGUCCUUGGACCGAGAGAAUCGCCACAGAGCACGGCGAACCGGCCAAAACGUUGCGGCAGAGGCGCCGCUCUGCUGCACUCGCAUGGUCGACGGCGAUGAUAAUGAGAUCGGUUUCUUUGUCGAAGGCCAACGCGCAGACGUCCUCGUGCAUCGUCUUGCUCGGCGCAACCGCGGUGAAACACUCGACGGAAACGUCUUCCUGCAAAAGGUGUCCGUUUUCGAAAUUCUUGAAGGCGUUGGAGAUCUGAUCUCGGCGGCUGGAGGACACUGACGGGUCGUCCCUGUGAACGGAAUGGUGUUGUAUAAGGAGAGGGACGUCAUGGUGAUCGAGCUCCUCGAGAUUGACGGAAACGACGGAGAGGGAAGAGGCGGUGGAGGGAGAAGAAGAGAGCUCCAAGAUGGUGAGGAUGGAAGGGACGGUUUCGAGGUGGUAGUAACAAGUGAGGAUCUUGAGAGUGGUGUUUGGUUCGUAGUGCUGAACGGUUUGUCGCCGUUCAACAACUGUUUGAAGAUUUGGACAUCGUAGAUCCCUUGUAUGCAGACGAUGAACCCGACGAUGGUGGCGUGUGAUAGAGGAACGUUGAAGUAAAGCGAUGGUAUGACGAUGGAUGCAAACUUUGCAGCAUUGAUGAUGAAGAAAAGCAGCUCCAAAGUUAUGACGUCUCGUUUUGCAAACGCAAAGAAAUCGACUUUGUUACCGAUCGACAGAACGUAACACGGCAUCAGAACCGCCCAACAGAAGCAACCAAUCUUGUUGGUGAGACCAGUACCUAGAGGAGGCGUCUUAGGAGUGACAAGCCCGAGAACCACAGAUCCGACAAUGUACGGAAACCCUACGGAUUCGGACAGGAAAGUGGUGGUGCACAGCAUGACGCAAAUGAUGCAUAGAUGCGAACCCUUUAGUUUCUUUCCUUGAGGUGUUCUUCUCACUAUCCACUUGAAUAUUGGUCGGCACACGACUACUAUG